Molecule: messenger RNA, 904 nt
Organism: Botrytis cinerea B05.10
Lineage: Eukaryota; Fungi; Ascomycota; Leotiomycetes; Helotiales; Sclerotiniaceae
Gene: Bcarc18
Product: Bcarc18
Exons: 3
Coding region: 93-671 (192 amino acids)
Biological process (GO): regulation of actin filament polymerization; Arp2/3 complex-mediated actin nucleation
Cellular component (GO): Arp2/3 protein complex; cytoskeleton
Molecular function (GO): actin filament binding
Source: RefSeq, a predicted model, not a curated record
GACACCUCUCCUUGAACUGACGCAGCUUCAAACCCCUCUACAUUAACAACUCGUACACCAAUCCCCAUAUCUAGAAACACAAAUUGUUCAAUAUGCCCGCCUACAACAGCAUAUUCAACGAAGACUCCUCCACUCCUCUCCACCUAAUUGGAAACUUUCCUCUCCUUCCCCUCCGCACAAAAGUCCGCGGACCCGCUUACACACUCCCUCUCGAUCCCUCUCUCCCAGCACAUCUCUCUCCAGAGCCCGAUUCCGAAUCCUACGAUGCAUUAGACGAGGUACUUUCGCUCUUCCGCGCCAAUACAUUUUUCCGCAAUUUCGAAAUUCAAGGGCCCCCAGAUCGUCUUUUGAUUUAUGGAAUUCUAUGGGUUAGCGAGUGUAUCGGGAAGGUGAGACCGAAGAUGGAGUUUAGGGAGGCGCAGAAGGAGGUCCAGAAUAUUGCGCUGGAUAGCAACUUUGCCAUUCCCGGAGAGCCAGGAUUUCCUUUGAAUCAGAUGUUCGAAGCACCUGCCUCAAGACAAGAAGCCGAAACCCUCCGACAGUAUCUAGGACAAGUGCGUCAAGAAUUGGCAAGUAGAUUGUUAGCACGCAUUUACGAUACCGAGGAUAGGAUGCCAAGUAAAUGGUGGUUGAGCUUCACGAAGAGGAAGUUCAUGGGGAAGAGUUUGUGAGGAGAUCUGUAGAUAUGAAUUGGAGCUGCUUGAAAAAUGGAAGAUGACGUUGCAAGUUGAGAGCAUGCAUUUGUUAGGGAGUUGGCGGUGUUAUUAUGGGCGAUACAAAGAUACAGUUGUAGUUACGAAACGAAGUUAGGUGGAGGUGAAUAACCGAGAGAAAAGGAUAGGCAGGCGAAGCUCACCAAUCUUCAAGACUACCUUACCCAAUACAAUAUCGAUUCUGUACUUCA